AUGGCUCAAGCGGCCAAACAGCUGAAGAAAAUCAAAGACAUCGAGGCGCAGGCCCUCCAGGAGCAGAAGGAAAAGGAGGAAUCCAGCAGGAAGCGGAGGAACCGCUCCCGUGACCGAAAGAAGAAGGCCGAUGCUGCUACCAGCUUUCUGAGGGCAGCAAGAUCAGGUAACUUGGACAAAGCUUUGGAUCACCUGCGGAAUGGGGUAGAUAUUAACACCUGUAACCAGAAUGGGCUGAACGGCUUGCACCUGGCCUCUAAAGAAGGCCAUGUCAAAAUGGUGGUUGAACUUCUGCACAAAGAGAUCAUUCUAGAAACGACAACCAAGAAAGGGAACACAGCACUGCACAUCGCCGCCCUGGCCGGCCAGGACGAGGUGGUCCGCGAGCUGGUGCACUAUGGCGCCAACGUCAACGCGCAGUCACAGAAAGGCUUUACACCCCUGUACAUGGCAGCACAAGAGAAUCACUUGGAAGUGGUGAAGUUCUUACUGGAAAAUGGAGCGAAUCAGAAUGUAGCCACAGAGGAUGGCUUCACCCCUCUGGCCGUGGCUCUGCAGCAGGGCCAUGAGAAUGUGGUGGCCCACCUCAUCAACUACGGGACGAAAGGCAAGGUGCGCCUCCCAGCUCUGCACAUUGCGGCUCGCAAUGACGACACCCGGACAGCCGCCGUGCUUCUGCAGAAUGACCCCAACCCAGACGUACUUUCCAAGACGGGAUUCACCCCUCUCCACAUCGCAGCUCACUACGAGAACCUCAACGUGGCCCAGCUGCUCCUCAACAGGGGGGCGAGUGUCAACUUCACACCGCAGAACGGCAUCACGCCACUGCACAUCGCCUCCCGCAGGGGCAACGUGAUCAUGGUGCGGCUCCUGCUGGACCGGGGGGCCCAGAUAGAGACGAGGACCAAGGACGAAUUGACACCUCUCCACUGUGCAGCUCGGAAUGGGCACGUGCGAAUCUCAGAGAUCCUGCUGGACCAUGGGGCACCCAUCCAAGCCAAAACCAAGAAUGGCUUGUCCCCAAUUCACAUGGCGGCUCAGGGAGACCACCUUGACUGUGUCCGGCUUCUAUUGCAAUACAACGCCGAGAUAGAUGACAUCACCCUGGACCACCUGACCCCGCUGCACGUGGCAGCCCACUGCGGCCACCACAGGGUGGCCAAGGUCCUUUUGGACAAAGGGGCCAAACCAAACUCCAAAGCCCUGAAUGGCUUUACCCCCCUGCACAUCGCCUGCAAGAAGAACCACAUCCGUGUCAUGGAGCUGCUGCUGAAGAUGGGAGCCUCCAUUGACGCAGUCACCGAGUCUGGCCUGACGCCUCUUCAUGUGGCCGCCUUCAUGGGGCACCUCCCCAUUGUGAAGAACCUCCUGCAGCGGGGGGCGUCGCCCAACGUCUCCAACGUGAAAGUGGAGACUCCGCUACACAUGGCAGCCAGAGCAGGGCACACAGAAGUGGCCAAAUAUUUACUCCAGAACAAAGCCAAAGUCAAUGCCAAGGCCAAGGAUGACCAAACCCCACUUCACUGUGCGGCUCGCAUUGGCCACACACACAUGGUGAAGCUCCUGCUGGAAAAUAAUGCCAGCCCCAACCUGGCCACCACCGCCGGGCACACACCCCUGCACGUUGCAGCCCGAGAGGGCCACGUAGAGACAGCCCUGGCCCUGCUGGAGAAGGAGGCGUCUCAGGCCUGCAUGACCAAGAAAGGAUUUACCCCUCUCCAUGUGGCGGCCAAGUACGGGAAGGUCCGGGUGGCAGAGCUGCUGCUGGAACAGGAUGCACAUCCAAAUGCGGCCGGAAAGAAUGGGCUGACCCCGCUGCACGUGGCCGUUCAUCACAACAACCUGGACAUCGUCAAGCUGCUGCUCCCACGGGGCAGCUCGCCCCACAGCCCCGCCUGGAAUGGCUACACUCCUUUGCACAUUGCUGCUAAGCAGAACCAGAUGGAGGUGGCCCGCAGCCUGCUGCAAUAUGGGGCGUCCGCGAAUGCAGAGUCAGUGCAGGGCGUGACUCCCCUUCACCUGGCUGCCCAGGAGGGCCACGCAGAGAUGGUCGCUUUGCUCCUCUCGAAGCAAGCCAAUGGCAACCUGGGGAACAAGAGUGGACUCACUCCCCUCCAUCUGGUAGCACAAGAAGGCCAUGUUCCCGUGGCGGACGUGCUGAUCAAACAUGGUGUCGCAGUGGAUGCCACCACCCGGAUGGGGUACACCCCACUCCACGUGGCCAGUCAUUAUGGAAACAUCAAGCUGGUGAAGUUCCUGUUGCAGCACCAGGCAGAUGUCAAUGCCAAGACCAAGCUGGGAUACAGUCCCUUGCACCAGGCGGCCCAACAGGGACAUACGGACAUCGUGACUCUGCUUCUGAAAAACGGGGCUUCCCCAAACGAGGUCAGCUCGAAUGGAACCACGCCUCUGGCAAUAGCCAAGCGGCUCGGCUACAUUUCCGUAACAGACGUGCUCAAGGUUGUCACGGAUGAAACCAGCGCAGUGCUGGUCAGUGACAAGCACCGGAUGAGUUUCCCUGAGACGGUGGAUGAGAUCCUGGAUGUCUCUGAAGAUGAAGGAACUGCUCACAUAACUGUAAUGGGGGAAGAACUUGCUGGCUCCAAGGCCGAGAAGCAGGAUUCCAGGGAUGUAGAUGAAGAGAAAGAGCUGUUGGAGUUUGUGCCGAAGCUAGACCAAGUGGUGGAAUCUCCAGCCAUCCCGAGGAUUCCUUGUGUCACACCGGAGACAGUGGUGAUCAGAGCUGAAGAGCAGGAGCAGGCCUUCAAAGAGUAUGACGAAGACUCGCUGGUCCCCAGCAGCCCAGCCACAGAGGCGUCCGACAACAUCAGCCCAGUGGCCAGCCCGGUGCACACGGGGUUUCUGGUGAGUUUCAUGGUGGAUGCCCGGGGAGGCUCUGUCCGGGGGAGCCGACACAACGGCCUGCGUGUGGUGAUCCCUCCGAGGACAUGCGCGGCACCCACCCGCAUCACCUGCCGCCUGCUCAAGCCCCAGAAGCUGAGCUCGCCGCCACCACUGGCUGAGGAGGAGGGCCUGGCCAGCAGGAUCAUUGUGCUGGGGCCCACGGGCGCCCAGUUCCUGAGCCCCGUGCUUGUGGAGAUCCCCCACUUUGCCUCCCAUGGCCGUGGGGACCGUGAGCUUGUGGUUCUGAGGAGCGAGAAUGGCUCUGUGUGGAAGGAACACAAGAGCCACUAUGGAGAGAGCUACCUGGGUGAGGCCCUCAGUGGGAUGGACGAAGAGCUGGAGAGCCUGGAGGAGCUGGAGAAGAAGAGGGUCUGCCGCAUCGUCACCACCGACUUUCCCCUGUACUUCGUGAUCAUGUCACGGCUCUGCCAGGACUACGACACCAUCGGCCCCGAAGGGGGCUCUCUGAAGAGCAAGCUGGUACCGCUGGUGCAGGCAACGUUCCCAGAAAAUGCUGUCACCAAGAGAGUGAAGCUGGCUCUGCAGGCACAGCCGGUCCCAGAUGAGCUGGUUACCAAACUCCUGGGCAAUCAGGCCACAUUCAGCCCCAUCGUCACCGUGGAGCCAAGGCGCCGGAAGUUCCACCGCCCCAUUGGGCUUCGGAUCCCACUGCCCCCUUCGUGGACAGACAACCCGAGGGACAGUGGUGAGGGAGACACUACCAGCCUGCGCCUGCUCUGCAGUGUCAUUGGAGGGACAGACCGAGCCCAGUGGGAAGACAUAACAGGCACAACCAAGCUCGUGUACGCCAGCGAGUGCGCCAACUUCACCACCAACGUCUCUGCCAGGUUUUGGCUGUCAGACUGUCCUCGGACAGCGGAGGCAGUGAACUUUGCCACGCUGCUAUACAAAGAGCUAGCCGCAGUGCCCUACAUGGCCAAGUUCGUUGUCUUUGCCAAGAUGAACGAUCCCCGAGAAGGGCGGCUGCGCUGCUACUGCAUGACCGAUGACAAGGCGGACAAGACCCUCGAGCAGCACGAGCACUUUGUUGAGGUGGCCCGGAGCAGGGACAUCGAGGUUUUGGAAGGAAUGCCCCUAUUUGCUGAACUCUCUGGGAACUUGGUACCUGUCAGAAAAGCUGCCCAGCAGCGGAGCUUCCACUUCCAGUCAUUUCGGGAGAGUCGCUUGGCCAUCCCUGUGAAGGUGCGGGACAGCAGUCGAGAGCCGGGAGGGUCCCUGUUGUUUCUGCGCAAGGCCAUGAAGUAUGAGGACGCCCAGCACAUCCUCUGCCACCUGAACAUCACCAUGCCCCCCUGCACCAAGGAGAGCGGAGCUGAGGAACGGAGGAGGACCUUGACACCGCUGGCCCUGUGGUACAACAUCCUCAGCGAGUCCACACUGGGCUUCCUCAGUGGGACAGACCGAGCAGAUAUGAAGCUGGCUAUUAUAUCAGAGCACCUCGGCCUCAGCUGGGCAGAGUUGGCACGGGAGCUGCAGUUCAGUGUGGAAGACAUCAACAGGAUCCGCGUAGAAAACCCCAACUCCUUGCUGGAGCAGAGCACAGCCUUGUUGAACCUCUGGGUCAUCCGGGAGGGAGAAUCCGCAAAGAUGGAGAGCCUGUACGCGGCCCUGCGGAGCAUCGACCGCGCUGAGAUCGUGAGCAUGUUGGAGGGCUCGGGCAGACAGAGCCGCAACCUGAAGCCGGAGCGGCGGCACGCAGACCGGGACCACUCGCUGUCGCCCUCCCAGGUGAAUGGUUACUCCUCGCUGCAGGACGAGCUGCUGUCCCCUGCCUCCUUGCACUACGCGCUUCCCUCUCUGCUGCCUGCAGACCAGUACUGGAACGAGGUGGCUGUCCUGGAUGCCAUCCCCUUGGCGGCCACGGAGCAUGACACCAUGCUGGAGAUGUCUGACAUGCAGGUGUGGUCCGCGGGCCUCACCCCCUCCCUGGUCACUGCUGAGGACUCCUCUCUGGAGUGCAGCAAGGCCGAGGACUCUGACGCCACGGGCCACGAGUACAAGCUGGAGGGGGCGCUCUUGGAGGAACUGCGGGGCCCCGAGCUGGGCUCUCUGGACCUUGUGGAGGACGACACAGUGGAUUCAGAUGCCACAAAUGGCCUUAUUGAUUUGCUUGACCAGGAGGAAGGUCAGAGGUUGGAAGAGAAGUUGCCAGGUCAUGAGAGGCAGGAUGGCUCCACAGGGGCAGGGCAGGACUCAGAGAGUGAGGUGUCUCUUGUUUCAGGCCAGCAGAGGGCGCAAGCCCAAAGCACAGAUGCCCCCUCCACGAGUCAGGUGCAGGAGAGGAGCCAGGACAGUCCCCCGGAUCACAGACUGCAGGACUGGGAUGGGGAAGGCUCCAUCGUCUCGUACCUGCAAGAUGCAGCCCAAGGCUCCCAAAGGACGGUCACCAGCAUCACAGGGCUGGAGCCCAGUGGGUCUCAGGAGCAAGAGAUGGUCCUGGCAUCUUUCGAAGGCCCCCAGGCUGACCAGGAACAGGGACAACGAGGCCACGGAGAGCACGUGCAGGCCUCGCUCCGCAGCCAGGCUCCCAGUCACCCAUCCGUGGCCAGUCUCACGUCGUCUGUAGCCCACCCCGCACAGCUGUUGGAGCGAAUGGCAGACGGCGUGUUACUGUGUGUCCUUUUGAUUGACGUGUUCUCACGAAACGCAUCCCGGAAGGGCCGAGCUGGUGAGGAGGCAGCGAGGAUGUGGACUUUCGUCACCCAGCUUCUGGUGAGCCUGGUGCUCCUGGGCUUCUUCCUGGUCAGCUGUCAGAACGUGAUGCACAUUGUCAAGGGCUCCCUGUGCUUUGUGCUGAAGCACAUCCACCAGGAGCUGGACAAGGAGCUGGGGGAGAGUGAAGGUCUGGGUGACGACGACGAGGCUGUCUCCACCAGGGUGGUCCGCCGGCGGGUCUUCCUGAAGGGGACGGAGCUUCAGAAUAUGCCAGCAGAGCAGGUGACAGAGGAGCAGUUCACGGAUGAGCAGGGCAACAUUGUCACCAAGAAGGUCAUUCGCAAGUUUGUUCGGGAGAUAGACUCAUCUGGUGCUGAUGACACCCAGGAGCACGAGGAGGUGGAGCUGAGAGGGAGUGGCCUGCAGCCGGACCUGGUAGAGGGAAGGAAGGGGGCUCAGGUAGUGAAGAGGGCCAGCCUGAAAAGGGGCAAACAGUGACCCCACACCUGUCUCUUCGGACUAGCCUCCUGGGAGGACCACACCUCGACACCCAACCCCUGAACUCCACACACUCUGCCAUGCACACAGGAGGAGAGCUGCACCGGAGGGCUACGGAAGCAGCUGUGUUUCUCUAAGCUCACGGCAAGACCUCUGUAAGGGCCUUCUUUAGUCUCCUAUUCGCAUGAACGGCGACUGUAGACGCAUGACCUGCAGUCCUCAACCCUGCCUCUAGCAACGAUGGAUCUCUGCUGGGAAUCAGGACAAAAGCAGCAAGACGGGGAGUGUGAGUGUGCAAGUGCAGACGCGAACAAGGGCUCUUUUGUGGCUGGGGAUGAGCUUUGGUUUUUUUUAAAAAUUGUUUUAAUUUUGACUUCGUACAGGGUACUUUGUUUUUUUCAACCUUAUCUGUAAGCAAUCCAUGUGGGCUUCCUGGAAAGGAAAAAAAGAAAAUAGAAAACUAGUCCUGAAAGCAGUUCAGCACCUUAAUUCCACAUCCCCUCCCCUUCGGUGGCCUUCCCCACCCCCACAGACCUCCAUUCCACUUGUGACAAUCCCCCCGUGCCCCAGUGGACUGCUCCUCCCAGAACGUCCCACGCGACGCUGGGGACACACACACUGACACACGCCCGUGCGCCUUUCCUGUCCACUUAGUGUAUACACAGAUUUUACUGUGACAUCUGAAGCUGUAUGGAAUCUCCUGUGGACAAACUGGAAUUUUUUAUGUUGUCUCUUUCUCUCUGCCAGUUUCAGUAAUAAUCAUCUUCCAGUGGAAAAUCAUUACCUUUAGAGUGUAUUCGGGGCUCCUUGUGUGGAGGACUGAAUCUGAGUUGAGGGCCCCAGGCUUAGGGUUCGAAGGGAGCCUGCCCCAUCUGAAAGGGUCUUCUCUCUCAGCUGGGGACGGGCUGGUGGCUCAGGAUUGCACCAGCAUGUUCCAUAGAGAAGGGGAUUUCUAUAUCUUCAAGCACUUACGUCAUAGUCUGUGUUCAAAGUGUCAACUGUACAGUAAUCAGCCUUGUGUAUAUGAAAAACAAUAAAUACUAUGCAAACCAAUAGAGACACUUUAGCAGUGCGUGCAAAGCACGAACAGCUCAGCUCCUGAGGACUUCUCCAGGCUACGGGAGGAGCUACAGGCUGGCUUUCAGUGAAAGAGGAAGGAAAGGGUAGGCCAGUGAAUGAACCUGCCAGUUCUCAGAGGUCAGGACGCACCCAGUCUCCCAGAGCCAACUUGGUGCUGUAGGUGCAGGUGGCCGCAGGCUGGGGGGUCGUGGGUGCAGGCCCGAGGCUCCAGGCUGGACGGCCUCAGUGCCCCCUCUGACCAGCCCCUGCUGCGCCCUCGGAGAGGCGGAGGAGGAAAGUGAAUGACACCAAAAGGCCAGGCUAUAGGGCAGGGCAGGAAGGGAGCAGACAGCUGGCUGUUCCUCGCCUCAGUGCCACCAGGGAAGAGCCUUAAGUCACACCAGAGCCUCCAGCAGAGGGAGGCCCGAAUCAGCACAAUCGCACCCGCCCUACUGGCGGCGCCCCCGGGGCCAGGAGAGAACUGGCGGGAGGGCUCUUCUCGCUGUCCCGAGGGCCGUUGUGCACGUCCAGUCACCUUCCUCCCCUCCUCGGGACACAUCCAAGUAGCACAGAUGCUCCCUCCGUGUCAGGCACCCCCGGCCCUGGGGCCUGAGCCCAGCCCCAAGGGCUCCCGACGGCGCAGCGGGGCCCCGGGGUGCAGGGGUCGCCCCUCCCGGCCCGCGCCCGCGCCCGCGCUUGGCUCCCCUCUGCGCCCGCGGCAUGGCUGCACGCCCCCGUUGCUAGUAGGAUUUCUUAGAGGAGGAGUCCGGGGUCUCCACACGAUGCCUAGAGAAUGCUGCAGUCUGCACAUUAGAUGCUUUUUAGAAGUUUUGAAAUUACCUUGAUUUUUUUAAUUGUUAUGAAAAUGAAUCUUCUGGACUCUCUCCCACAUGCUCUGUUAUGGGAGAGAAUCCCACUGCCCCCUCUGAUGUAUAGACCAUUCUCCCUACACCAGCUGAACAAUGUCAAAAUUAAUAAAGAAAUGGACUCAUGGCA
Cynocephalus volans (Philippine flying lemur) is the source of this 8133-nucleotide messenger RNA. RefSeq names its product ankyrin 1 (gene ANK1). Gene Ontology annotation, molecular function: protein binding. Bases 1 to 6078 code for a protein of 2025 amino acids. Gene Ontology annotation, cellular component: cytoplasm. The record is from RefSeq and is a predicted model, not a curated record. The transcript is spliced from 46 exons. Gene Ontology annotation, biological process: signal transduction. Lineage: Eukaryota; Metazoa; Chordata; Mammalia; Dermoptera; Cynocephalidae.